This is a messenger RNA of Closterium sp. Naga37s-1, 522 nucleotides long. Lineage: Eukaryota; Viridiplantae; Streptophyta; Zygnematophyceae; Desmidiales; Closteriaceae. The record is from the annotation of a GenBank genome assembly.
AUGCUUACGCUCGUCAGGUUGCCUCUGUUCGUGCGUGAGCGUGUGCCGCACACACUCUCUUCUACCCUCACACACUUUGCUGUGCUCACAAUGUCUGUUGCUCUCAAUCUCUCUGCUAUCCUCACACUCGGCAAGGGAGGGCGAAAGAGCAACUGCCAGUGCAGCGUGAGUGAGAAGCUGGUCGGUGAGAGGCGUGGCUGGGAGGCUGGGGUGAGAGCAGCGGCGCACCCCCACGGGGGGAUGCGUGGGUUGCGAGGACUCAAGAGUGAGAAGCUGGUCACUGAGGGACGGGGCUGGGAGGCUGGGCUGAGAGCAGCGGCGCACCCCCACGGGGCGAUGCGUGCGCGGGAUUAUGGCCUCGCUGCUGCUGCUGCUGCUGCUGCUGCUGCUGCUGCUGCUGCUGCUGCUGCUGCUGCUGCUGCUGCUGCUGCUGCUGCUGCUGCUGCUGCUGCUGCUGCUGCUGCUGCUGCUGCUGCUGCUGCUGCUGCUGCUGCUGCUGCUGCUGCUGCAACAGCAUACUAG